AUGACUCUCAAGAACUUGCUGGCCGGUCUGCUGCUGGCGGCGCCUCUGGCGUUCGCCCACCCGGGCAAGGAGGAGGUGUACGCCCACGCGGCGCAACCGCUCGAGCGCAAGUCGCUCGCCCACUGCGAGAAGGAGUUCUCGCACCCCGAGUUCGUCAGGAAGACGGUCGAGAUCCACGGACGCGAACUGGCCCGGCUGCGGCGAUCGCUGGGCAUCGUGGAAGACAACUUGGAGAAGCCCAAGCUGCAUCCGCGCGACUACAUCUCGGUGUCCAAGAUCGACCACAAGAGCAACAAGACGGUCACCAAGGGCAUGGAUCUGAGCACGCUCUUCACGGACUCGGGCGCCUGCAUGUUGACGCCGUCUGUCGACCAAGGCCCGCUGUACGUGAAAGGCGAGGAGAUCCGGAAGAACAUUACCGGCGGCGAGGCCGGCAUCAAGUUGACGCUGGCCAUCCAAGUGGUCGAUUACAAGACGUGCAAGACGGUGCCGAACGCUUAUGUGGACAUAUGGAGCUCCAACUCGACCGGCAUCUAUGUCGGCGUGCAAGGCUACCCGGGCAUGGGCGACCCGAAGGACUCGUCGAUCCUGAUGGGCACGACGCUGCGCGGCGUGCAGCCGACCGACGACCACGGCAUCGCCUCCUUCGACUCGCUCAUGCCGGGCCACUACACAGGACGGGCGACACACAUCCACGCAAUCGUCUACAUCGGCGCGACCAAACAGCCCAACAACACAAUUACCGGCGGCCACGCCGCGCACGUGGGGCAGCUGUACUUCGACCAGUCGCUGCUGACAGCGGUCAACUCCCUGGCGCCGUACAACACCAACACGAUGCGCGUGACGCCCAACACGGCCGACUACCUGUUCAUGCAGGGGGCCAACGGGGACGACCCGAUCGUGCGGUACGCGCUGGUGGGCAACGAGCUGUCGCAGGGCAUGUUCGCGUGGAUCCGCUUCGGCAUCGACCAGCAGGCCAGCAAGACGGUCAACCCGGCCGCCUUCUGGACCGACAAGGGCGGCGUCAUGAACCCCAACGGCCCCGUCGCCCAGCUCACCGGCGGCGGCUUCGGAGGCGGCUUUGGCGGCUGGCCUGGCUGGGGCGGCGGGAAGAAGCAGCGGGCUGCGGAGAAAGAGGACAAGGAGGAGGAGGAGGAGGAGGAGGUUGAGAAGGAGGAGUGA
This is a messenger RNA of Thermothielavioides terrestris NRRL 8126, 1182 nucleotides long. RefSeq lists its product as uncharacterized. NCBI's taxonomy places the organism in Eukaryota, Fungi, Ascomycota, Sordariomycetes, Sordariales, Chaetomiaceae. The record is from RefSeq and is a predicted model, not a curated record. Gene Ontology annotation, molecular function: oxidoreductase activity, acting on single donors with incorporation of molecular oxygen, incorporation of two atoms of oxygen; ferric iron binding. The transcript is spliced from 5 exons. Bases 1 to 1182 code for a protein of 393 amino acids.